Lymnaea stagnalis (great pond snail) is the source of this 9322-nucleotide messenger RNA. Lineage: Eukaryota; Metazoa; Mollusca; Gastropoda; Lymnaeidae. The record is from the annotation of a GenBank genome assembly.
CGGAAUCUUACAUGGCAAUUUUAGAGAGCAUGAUUGAUAUAAAAUUGUAUAAUAGAUAGCCUUUGGGUAACCCAAAUCAUCUCUGAUUAAGAGUAUUUGGCAUCAUGGUUAGAAAAGAAGAAUUAUGUGACUGGUUCCGAAACCUCCAUCCGUGUAAACGAGUGGAUUACAUGUGUGGAUUGCUGCAUAUAUGCCUCCCUCUUGAACUACGGUUUAUCGGAUCAGUGCUAGAGGACUUGGCAAAGAAAGAUUUCCAUUACCUUCGCGAUGCCGAAAUUAAAGCAAAUCAACUAGGAGAAUUCACCAACUUAAAUUCCAUGUUGUUGACGGACGAAAAAUUACGGACUAAAAUUAUAAUAGCUUUAGCACUUUUAAAUUCGUCUAACUCGUCAUGUGCAGAGAAUAUUUUUGAAAUUUUGGAAAGACAGAUUGACAACUUGUUAACUUAUGUUCAUAGCCACCAUUCUAAACAAUUAACUGAUGAAGUACAUUUGAUGUUGACGAUGGCAAUACAUCACCCAGCCUUUAAAGCAUAUCAGAAAACUAUACUUGACGAUAAGUUAAAAGUAUUGGAAAAACAAAAUCCUGACUUUUUUUGGGUUAGUAUGACAGCUGUCGGCAUUGAAAACUGAACAUUAUUGGCAACAUUUGCUUAAAAAUUUAUUUUUUAGGGGUGUAUUAUGGUUAACAUUGUGUGUGUAUUUUGAUACAUACAUUGUACAUUAAUAAUGGGGUAUAGCUGCCUACGUAGUAUUAACUUCUAGGCAGUGUCUACACGUCCGGCGCGCCGGACGUCUAUCUCCCGCACUAUGUGUCCGGCGACCAAGUCACAUGACCGCCGUAACAAAGUGGCGAGAGAUAUCGUGUCGGUCAGCCUUGUCACGUGACUGCGAAUAAUUCAAAACUAUUGUUAAUUUUAAAAUCUAUUUCUCUACCAAGUAAUGUACUGAGUAUCUUGAAUGCAAAUAAUAGAAAAAGAAACUUAAGUGAAAGUGGCUUGUAAACAUUUUUGUUUAGUUUGUUAUUUUUUGUGUACCAGUAAUCCAUAAAAUAAAUUAGGGGCCAGUGUGGCAACCAAUAAAAGUUAAAGAUUUCAUUUUAAAUUAUUUCAAUUGCUACAAAAUAUUUAAAAACUUCUCAUGAAACUACUGUUGCUGAGGAACAUGAUAAUAUAAAUAUAUACAAAAUAUUUUAAUUAAAAUGGGAAGAAAAAAAACGACCCUAUCCCCGGUAUAGAUCCUCAAACAUUCCUAUCGUCAAGCAACCACUCUACCACAAGACCAGACAAGAUGUACUAAAUCGUACUUCGUUUGGAAUUAUAAAAACUACUAGCCGUCCGGCCAUGUCCGGCGGUCACGUGACAAGUCGCCGGACGUGUAUCUUGCGCACUACACGUCCGGCGCGCCGGACGUGUAGACACUUCGUAACUUCUAUUACUAUAUUUCCAAUCCUGCCUGCCUAAUGCACAAAAUAACUGAAACUGAAAGUUAGGGCCCAAGCCACCUAAUUAGUAUUAAUAUUAGGCUUACAAGACAUAAUUUAAAAAGUUGAAACCAGGACCUCUUAGUAUAUAACACCAGUGGCCUCUCCAGGGUGGUACUUUUGUUUAUGAAUUUUUUUUUUUUACCAAGGUUCAAGAUAAGAUUGGGGUCGCAAUUUUGGGCAGCAUUUAGUCAAGGCACACCAAAAAAAAACAAUGAGUUUCAUUGCCAGGCAAGGUCUUAAAAGCCACGUCUUGUGUGUUGGCAGCGUUGGGUAUUUGGGGAAAGACUAUUCAUAUUUCUCACUGAAACUUGCAUCAACUUACCGUACUUAUUUAAUAAAGUUCUUUAUUUUUGGUUUUUGCUUGUUAGUCGAAAUCUCUUAGACUAAGACUAAGUAAUUUGGAAUUUAUCAUAAUCAAUUGAAGAAUACAGUCUUAAAAUUAUAGAAUUGUAUUCUCGCUUUUCAUAGGAUGGGGUUCAUAUGCUUCAGACAUCAGGCACAUUUAGCUCAAGCCCAUAUAUUCCAAGAGGCCCCAAAUUUACAAUGGACACAUCGAUAUUCAUCAAGAUUAAUAACAAAAUAUGUUGUCAUACAUACUUAAAACGAAGUGUCUACAUGUCUACCCUCACUAUUAUUGUUUUAGCAUCAUAUUUUUUAUUACCGUAAUUAUCUCUUCCUCUCAGCAUUGCUUCCUUCUAGAAUGCAUUAUUGCUUAACUCCCACUUUGUUUUGGUAAUAUACCCAAGUAUUUAGUUCUAUUAUUUGUUUGCAAGAUACUCAGUACAUUACUUGGUAGAGAAAUAGAUUUUAAAAUUAGCAAUAGUUUUGAAUCAUUUGCGGUCACAUGACAAGGCUGAUGGACAAAUAUCUCGCGUCACUUGUUAUGGCGGUCAUGUGACUUGAUCUCCGGACGAAUAUCUCGAUAAAGUAUUCUUCUGGCGAUCAUGUGACUUGGUCGCUGGACAAAUAGUGCACGAGAUAUACGGGAAAUAUAUAUAGACACUGCCUACUUAAAACUGUACACAUGUCAUUUUAGGGUAGUUAUAAAUAAUUAUAGCAUUUUAUACCAACUCACUUUUCAAUAUUGCCAAUGUGUUUGAGACGCUCAAAAGCAGAACAAAUAAAUUAACUUUUACUUAAAGAUAGAACCUAGUCCUAAGUUAAAUUUCACUAAUCUAGUUCUUCAUUUUAAAAAUAUGAGCAAUGAAAACAUAUUGAUCUAUCCAAGAUUUGUAAAUACAGUACAAUUUCAAAAAUAAAAGUGUGAUAGAAGUAAAAGUGAAAAUAAUACCAUAAAUAUUUAUGAUCUUAAUAAGAAAUAUUAAAAAGACUUCCAACAAUAAAUUAUUAUCAUGUCAUUUGGGGAUACUCUGCCAGCAUAGCUAAAAAAAAAAGCUUUUUGUUGUUGUUAAAGGGGCAAUUAUGACAGCCAAUGACCAAAGAUUCUAUAACUGGGUACAUACUGUGACAUACAAAUAAGUAGGGUCUCUUUUGUCGUCCUCAUACACACCAGUACAUAAAAACUCCUAAUCUGAUCACUUAGCCCCCCUAUCCUCCCACUCCCCCAUCCCUGAUGCAUAGAUAAUUUAUAUAUGUGCCUUAACUAGAGUAGCACCGAAAAGAAAAUGUGCACAUAAUAGAUUCACAGGGCUCACUUAGCUAAAUUGGCUGCCAAUUAUUUGUUGUUUCUUAAAUGUAGAAAAAUGGCAAUACAGUUGAUCUGCUAAUUAAUUAAUUGGUGUAAACCUACCAUCAACUGCAGCUUAUUUUAUGUACCUUUUUAGACAUUCACAUCAUGAAAUUUGUCAUAUUCAAUAAUUCAUUGCAAAUUUAAAUUAUUUUUAACACUGCCAACUCUUAUUUUUUACACAGCAAUUGUAAAUUUAGGUUACUUUGCUGGAAAUGUUGAAACUCUCAUGAUAAAAGCUUUAUUUGUGUUAUUACUGAUUAAGCCCAGAGUAGUAUUAUUAGCUACUGGUAUUAUUAAAUUUCAUGAAUAUAUUGAAGCUGAAAAUACAGUAUAUCUAUUAAUUCCAAUAAUAUGUAUUGGUGUUUAAAAUUUAGGCUGAGAAAAAAUUAAAUUGCCAAGCCAAAUGCAAUUUUUAAAAAAAGUUGUAUUAUAAUUAUCACAAUAGAAAAUUAUUUUAGUUGACAUUUUGUCAGUCUUCAUCAAAACCUUUGCAUGAUUUAACAUUAGAUGUGGAUACUAAUUAAAAAAAAAUAAUGUCUACAGUAUGAGAACGAAGCUGAUCUGAAUCUGCCUUCUAGACCUCUUGACUCUGAAAUAAGCCAUAAUGUAUUUCCAACAGACAACCAAACACUCAUAUGUGACAAGCCAGAAAAAGGUAUUAAUACAAUUUUUAUUACUGACAUGUAUAAUCAGGCUAUCCUUCUCUAUACUUAACUCUUCUCUAUAUUUUGUGAAAUAUACUGUAUAUACUUGCGUAUAGGUCACACCAGUGGAUAAGUUUGCACCCUUGGUUUGGGGGAGUUACACGGCCCUUUUUUAAUGUAAAUAUAACUAAUUUUUUUUACAAAAGUAAAAUAAAAUUCUCAACAACAACUUGAAAACUGAAAAGCAAUAGUCAAAAACUAAAUAAUCUUUAAUAAACAAUAACAGCUGAUUGCCCUCUGCUCGAACAUAAGCGAGAGCAAAUGAUUCUGCAACUUUUCGUAUAAAUGUCUGUUCCACACUGAAUAACAGUAAGUGAAAUUGUGAUUGGUUGUAAUGGCAUGGUAUUUCCUUUUAGAGUGCAGAGCUGCUCUGUUUAGACAAAAACUUGGAUACCAGUAAUCUCUUGAAAAUAUUUUUUUCGUGGUAAAUCGCAUAGUAAAUUUGAGCAGUAUAACAAAAAGUAAAAAAGUGUAACCUUUGCACGAGUAUUUACGGUAGGUACAUUUAUUUCAUUGACACCAUUAGUCAAGGCUGAAUUAACCAAGUCUGUUUAGUUAUUAGCCUAAUAAUGCUUCUUAAUAUAUACCAUUUAAAUUCUAAUAUAAAGUUAAUUGAAAGAAUAUAUUUCUGAUAAUUCUCUCUUUAUUUUUAUACUUAUAUUUAUUUUUUUCCACAGUAUCAAUUGUAUCUAUAGAAAUUUUAGGUAAUAAAGAUGUUCCUCAUAGCAAAAAAAAUGAAAUUAGUGUGAAGGAGUACCAUAUACAAGUAAGUGUGAUUUAUAAUGCCUUAAUAUUAUUAUAUAUUAAUCACGCAUUUAGAAAGAAACUAAAUAUUAUUCUUUUUAUAACAAUAUAAAAUUUGUCACUGUCAAAUUAAAAAAUACUCUAACUUUGAAUGGAAUAUUUUUGUUUAAAAUUUUUAUUUUAAAAAAAUCUUAUAUUACAGUCAAAAUGGUCUAAUGGUGAGAUUAGAGAAGUUUAUAUGAAGCCCAAAGCACUACAUGAUCUGCAUUUGCAAGUAAGGACCUUAUAAGCUAUGAAAAUUUAAAAUCACAUAGUAAAAUACUUCUUCAUCAUGGGGAAAUGCCAACAUUAAAAAAAACAAAAACAACCUAUAAUAAUUUACACAUACAAAGCAAUUUUCUUCAAAUUAUCAGAUUUAACUUUUUUUUUUAUAAUAUUAAAAAUUUGAGAAUUCUUAUACAGUUAAUUUAAAAAAAAAAAAAAAACUUUUAAAGAGAAUUAAAGAUUCCUUCCCAUUAAAAUAAAAAUUUGAGAAAUCUUAUACAGUUAAUUUAAAAAAAAAAAAAAACUUUUAAAGAGAAUUAAAGAUUCCUUCCCAUUAAGAAGUCUUGCAUUCAAAUUUUAUAGAAUAACAAAUCAUUUAUGGUACCUCAAAUGUGUCUGCUAGUUUUGUUUGUUUAGUUUAUUAUUGAUGGUUGAUGUGUUGACAGCAUUAAUUAUAGCAUGUUGCCAAUACAAUUCGCUCCUCCACAAACACCUUUUAAAACUAACAGGCAAAGCCUUUUCCUCAGGGGAAUUUGUUUUGUUAUCAAAAUAGAUAUCCAUGAGCUUCUCUGCUCUUUCUGUUAGGUGUGAAAAAAACUAUAAAACCUGUUCAUAAUUUGAGAGAUGCCUGUAAUUUUGUUUUAAUUGUCUGAGAUAAGAAAACAAAAAAUAUUCCUUUAUUUUCCUAAAUUAUUUAAUUCCAUAUUCAUUAAAUCAAGUCUGUGGAACAAAAAAACAAAACACUUUGAAUAUAAUAUGAAUAAUAGUAAUAUUUUUAAGGUUGUUUUUAUAUGAAACUCUAAUAUUUUAAACAUCUGGCUUUUUAUCCUUCAUUAAUUGUAGUGAUACAUCUAUUAUAUUAGACUUGAAAUUAGGAUUACACCAAAAGAAACUAAAGUAAUACCUCGAACAAUGCGAGGUUAGGGUCUAGAACCCGGCACAGAUCAGGAGGAAUCGCAAUUUUUUGUUAUCAAAUGUACAAAAGUAACAAGAAAGACACAUUUAUAUCCAUGGCUAAUAUUAAUUGAAAUUAACUGGUCAAUAAUUUCUUUUCAGUUACUUAAUCAGUUGCCAGAAGAAAAGAAAAAACGCAAGUUAUUACCAUACUACCCUGGAAAAGGUUUGUAAAAUUAUUUGGUUUAUUUAAAUCUUAAAAAUAAAUGAAACAUAUCAGAAUAAUUUGAGAUAGUGAUAAACUUAAGAAGAGGUGAAAAAAAAAAAACCCUCCCCCACACAAAAAAAACCAAACCCACCAGAAUGUUGUAAAAAGAAAAAACGCAAGUUAUUACCAUACUACCCUGGAAAAGGUUUGUAAAAUUAUUUGGUUUAUUUAAAACUUAAAAAUAAAUGAAACAUAUCAGAAUAAUUUGAGAUAGUGAUAAACUUAAGAAGAGGUGAAAAAAAAAAAACCCUCCCCCACACAAAAAAAACCAAACCCACCAGAAUGUUGUACUCAAGUUAAGUAAUAAUGAUUGAUUGUUGUCACAAAAUCAAAUUAAAUCCGAUAUGAUAAAUAUGCUUAUAUAUAAAUAUAUGUAAUCUUUAAUAUGUAAGUAUCAUAUUCUAAAUGAGAAAUACUUUUAAUGUGAUAAUUACAGAAUUAUUCUAAGUAUUUAUAAAAUAUUUUUAUACAAUUCUUGAUAGCGAAAUCACGAAAUUGUUGUAUUUUCCCUAAGUGCCUAGUAAAAAGAGAUUGGCCCAAUACUAUCAUCUGUGUAUAACUAUUAUUAAUUUUAAAGCAAAUUUAAUUUUAAAAAUAUAAUAGUUAUAGCUCAAUUUGACAUUUUAUUUUGAAUAAUAGGCAUUCUAUUAUAACUAAACUUUAAUUAAAAAUGUAUUUCGCCCCAUUAUUAUAGCGUUUUAGUAAGCACUUCCAUAACGACUGGAAAGUCUGAAAAUAGCUUUUAUUAAAGCUUUAAAAAAUAUUUGGGUGUUGGCGCAUUUGAUUAGAUAGUAACAUCUCACUGUCAAAUAGGCUACACACAAAUUGGUAUAUAGAUAUUAUCUCUCAAAACUCAAUGAAGAUGGAAAGGGGAAAAUGUGGAUUCAAAUUCUUGGAAACUAAGGAUAUGAUAAUUUUUCCAUAUAUAUAAUUCUGGGGCGAGAAUAAGGGGUUCCCACAUAUUUAUGAGUAUAACAAUAUGUUUAAAAUAAAAAUAUGUUGUAAACAUUCUGUGAAAAUACAUCUAAAAUCUAAAAGAAUGAGAAAAUGGACAUUUUUAUGUUAACAAUAUCUAAGAACCCAAUAAUUUUAAAUAUGUAAAUAUUAAAUCUAUAAAAAUAUAUACAUCUUUUAUCAUUCCCGAAAUUACAGUUUAGGGGUGUGAACAAAUAGUGGUUAAGAUUUCUUUACAUAUACAGAAAUAUUAUUUUUUCUGUUUUGCACAAAAUACAGUCGAGGGGCAUGAAAUUUUUUUAAUAUAUUGAGAAUAGUUCUUUAAAAGCACAACUGUUACAGACGUGAAAAUUGGUUAAGAGAUUCUUUUUAUAUAAAUAUAAGUAUUCUGUAUUUUAUUAUUUUUCGAUAGUAUAGUUCAGGAGUGAAGAAGAGGUUGGAUAAAUUUUUAAUGAAGAUACCGGUACCAAUAUUUCAAAAUCUGUUAAUGUUACAGACAUUUAAAAAUGGUACAAAGGUUUAUUUUUUUAACUUUCAGGACAUGUUUUUACAAUGUAUAGAAAAUAUGUUUUCAUUUAUAUCAGGGGUAUUAAAAGGGGAUGUGUAGGCCUAUAUAAUAGAAGGACAUUAUUAUAUAUUCAUAAAUAUACAACUCUGGGGCAUUGCAAAUUGUCAUAUUUAUUUGAGGAUUAAAUAUAUCAAAACCCCAUUCAGUUAUAUUUAAGUUAAAACAUAAUUUUUAGAAGAGACUUUGUAAUAGCAGGGAGAAGUAGCACUAUUUGCCUUCCAAGAUUAUCUCGGUAUCACCUGGUAUUAUCUUGUAGUGUUUAAAUAAAUCUAUUUGAAUAAUAAAACUCCUUUUCUUUUCAUCAAAUAAUUUAGUUUACUGGCCUGUGCAGAAAACCCUAGAUCAAUUUUGUUCUUUCAAUUUUGUGUUCAGUUUUUAUUCUUUGUAAAAGUCAUAAAUCUGCAAUUUUGUCUAUGAGGUCAAAUAAAAUAGCAAAGAUAAAUGGACAUUCAUUUAUAGAUGAGUAUCAGUCUUGCAAACAUAAAAACUUAAAUAUGAACCAAUGUAAAUAUUAAUAAGUAAAUAUGAUAUUAAAAGUCCAUUUAAUGAGGGGAAAAUAAUUAUUAUAUUAUUGAAAGUUAAUAAACCAACUUAAAAGAAAACUUUAAGCAUAAGAAAUGAGUUGUAAAAUUAUCUUUUCAAUAAAUAUGAAAUUAUAGAUCUCAAAACACUUAUCUUAUUUUCAAAUUUUGCUUAAUUUGUUAAUUUUGUUAUAUUUAGCAAACAAAGAUGAGUCACCAGAAAAACAGAUGCAAACAGCAAAUGAAUAUCUCAGGUAAAUGAUGAAUGAAAAAAUAUCUGAAUCUGUGUACAUAUGCCUGGUCAUAUUUACAUAGUGUAUUACGAUAGUCCAAAAGUUUAUAUUUAUUUUAAACUUUUAUUAAAACUCCAGAGUUUCUCAUAUCAAACUACUAUGUGUGUUUUGUGCAAAAUAUCUUCAGGAACUAUCAGACUUUGAAUUUUCUUUUGGCAAGUACCCACAUUUUAUAAACUCUUUUCAACAGAAAAAUGGCAAAGGUCUUAAGCCAGAUCCCUGAUUGUGAAGUAUUUACAGAACCAUUUAGACGUGGAACACUAGUCAACCAGCCCUCUAGUAUAGCAAGCACUUCAUCCAAUGUGCCACAGCAGCAUAAGCCUUUUAUAUACCAAACAAGUCCACCAUGUGGAGGUUAGUCUUUUAUUUAUGUUAAAUUUAUAUAUUUUCAGUUGAAAUAAUUAAUUUAAAUCUGCCUCUUAUUUCAUUAUAUAUGUGCAAUCUAAAAAAAAUAUUAUUUUUCUUUUUACAGAUCAUCCUACUCAAUUAUAUGAUCACAAUCACAGACAGAAUCCACUCAGGUAAAAUUUAAGAAAUACACCCAGCAUCAUCUGGACUUUUCCCCCUCAUUUUCCCCCUUUUCCCACACUGUCUGAAGAAAUAUACUGCCUGUUUGUUAUUUAGGUUGCUUAUAUAUAUUUUCAAACUAUAUAAUAAAAAACAUGCUUUGAGCUAUGUCCAUUUCUAAUACCAGUGCUGAUACCUGACCUUAUGCAAGAAGAAAAAGAUUUUUUUAAGCAUUCAAGUAAAACACAUUUUAUUUAGUUAUUAUGUCUUUAAAUAAGUUUAGAUAAAUUGCUUACACACAUUGUAAUCCAUUAUUCAUUUAAUUAAAACUCUUUCUGUCCAGAAUGUUCAACAACUUCCCACCUACGCAAAGCUCACCAGGUCCAUCACAGCUGUCCUCUACGACUAACUCACCUUCCAACUCGAGGAC